This is a messenger RNA of Hordeum vulgare subsp. vulgare (domesticated barley), 1215 nucleotides long. RefSeq names its product alpha carbonic anhydrase 7-like. The transcript has 5 exons. The record is from RefSeq and is a predicted model, not a curated record. Bases 60 to 905 code for a protein of 281 amino acids. Gene Ontology annotation, molecular function: zinc ion binding; carbonate dehydratase activity. Lineage: Eukaryota; Viridiplantae; Streptophyta; Magnoliopsida; Poales; Poaceae.
CGACUCAUCAGCUCGACGAGCACACGAGAGCCAGCCAACACACACCAAGGAAGCACAACAUGCAUCCAUGUCGGGACCUCCACCUCAUCGUCUCGGCGGCCCUCCUAUUCUUCUCCACCUCCGUCCUCCUUUCGGCCGUCCCGGCGGCGAGAGCCCAGCAGGAAACAGACCACGAGGAGGAGUUCAGCUACUCGCUGGACGCCGAGAACGGGCCGGCGCACUGGGGCGAGAUCAAGGAGGAGUGGUCGGCGUGCGGCAACGGGGAGAUGCAGUCGCCCAUCGACCUCGCCAGCCAGCGCGUCUCCCUGGUGCGCCGCCUCGGCCACCUCAACCACUCCUACGCCCCCGCCAACGCAUCCAUCGUCAACCGCGGCCACGACAUCAUGGUGCGGUUCGAGGGCGACGCAGGGAGCGUGUCCAUCGACGGCACGGCGUACCACCUCCGGCAGCUGCACUGGCACGCGCCAACGGAGCACAGCGUGAACGGCCGCCGGUACGACAUGGAGCUGCACAUGGUGCACGAGAGCGCCCACAACAAGGCCGCCGUCAUCGGCGUCUUCUACGAGAUCGGCGCCCACGACGCCUUCCUGCACAAGCUGGAGCCAUACCUGGAGAUGAUCGCGAAGCAGCCGGAGAGGGAGGAGAAGGUGGGGGUGGUAGACGCCAGGGGCGCGAGGGGCAGGGCCAGCGUGUACUACCGCUACGUGGGCUCCCUCACCACCCCGCCAUGCACCCAAGGGGUCAUCUGGACCAUCGUCAAGCGGGUUCGUACCGUGUCGCGGCAUCAGCUAGAGCUUCUCCGAGAGGCAGUCCACGAUGAAAUGGAGAAGAACGCGAGGCCGCGUCAGGAGGUGAACAGCAGAGACAUCACCAUGUUCUGGCCUAUCCAGCAGAAUAAACACUGAUAUUAUUAUCAGUUUAUCGCAGUGGGUUCUCUGCUUAAUUGGAGUUUGAUAGUACGUACUUCAACAGCCUGAGAGAUGGAUUAGGCCGGUUGCGCAUUGUCUACCUACAUGUGGUUAUAGAACUGCAAUUUGGUUCGUUUUCUAUCUGUACAUUUCGAUGCCUUGUAGAGUAUACGGCAACUGAAUAAAGGAGCAUGACUAGUUCGUGUCCGUGCACAUAUGUUGAUGUUGGGUUGGGUCCUACUUCAACAUGAUUGUUGUUGGGUACUCGAUAGCUCCUCCAACUGCCACUACCAUUAAAAAUGAGAAA